AAAACACUUCGAACUGGCAAGAUCAUCAACGGCUAUGGGCCAACCGAAAAUACCACCUUCAGUACAACUUUCUUCCUGUCAAAAGACGAGCAGUACGCGAAUGGUGCCCCCAUUGGCCGUGCGCUUAGCAACUCUGGCGCCUAUGUCAUGGAUUUGAAGCAGCAGCUUGUUCCACUUGGGGUUGUUGGGGAGCUUGUUGUCACCGGAGAUGGCCUGGCGCGUGGAUACACCGACCCUGAGCGCAACAUUAACCGCUUCGUCACUGUGGAGAUUGGUGGCGAGACUGUAAAGGCUUACCGUACAGGCGACUAUGUGCGUUACCGUCCUACAGACGGCCAAAUAGAGUAUUUCGGCCGCAUGGACGGACAAGUCAAAAUUCGGGGACACCGCAUUGAGUUGGGCGAGAUCGAGCACGUCUUCCGCAGCCACAAGUCGGUAAGAGAGGCUGUGGCUGUGGUGCAGCAGCAGCACGGAGUAGAUGAAGCUGCUCGGAUAGCUGCGUUCGUCACAGUCUACGACGGCGACGGGGUGGUUGAAGAAAAGCCUAGCGAUAACGACGACGCGAUUGACAAAGCGGAGAUGAACGAGUGGCUGGACGAGACGAUCAACACGAUGCUCAACGGCCAUCAGCCUGGCAGGGUCCUUGAAGUCGGCACAGGGACUGGCAUGAUUCUCUUCAACAUAGUCGACGGUCUCGAGAGCUAUGUUGGACUAGACCCAUCUCAAAAAGCUGUAGAGUUCGUCAAACACACAGCCAGGUCCACACCUACGCUAGCAGACAAGGUCAAGGUCUACAAGGCCACAGCGGCAGAGAUUGAUCGCCUCCCGCCUAUUGAUGCAAGCCUUGUUGUCAUCAACUCAGUUGUUCAGUACUUUCCGAGCCUAGAGUACCUUUUCAAGACCACACAACAGCUGCUUGAACUGGAGGGCGUCUCUACUCUCUUCUUUGGCGAUGUCCGGUCAUAUGCGCUACACCGAGAGUUUCUUGCAACUCGGGCUUUGUUCAUGGCUGGCGACAGUGCAGCAAAGGCUGACGUCCGUCGCAUGAUUGAUGAUAUGGAGCGAGUCGAGAGAGAGCUCCUGGUGGAUCCAGCCUUCUUCACUGGUCUGCCGGACCGCUUACCACACCUCGUAGACCAUGUGGAAAUCUUGCCGAAGAAGAUGAAGGCAACAAACGAGCUAAGCUGCUACCGCUACGCUGCUAUUGUUCAUGUCAAGCCGCGAAAUGGGCAAAAGCAGGAGCAGGUAAUUCGGCAGGUUGGACAUGACGAAUGGAUCGACUUUACGGAGCGCAAGCUAGACCGCCAGUCUCUCUCGACGCAACUUCAGAGCCUUUCCAACUUCUCUACGGUAGCCGUGAGCAACAUUCCGUAUAGUAAGACUAUUGUGAGUCGGUGCCUUGUCGACUCGUUGGACAGUGAAGUAGCCGAGACUUCCGAUUCUCCAAACUGGCUCUCGUCAGUGUAUCAGCAAGCUCAGCACUGCCCCUCCUUGUCUGCUAUUGACCUACAUGAGUUGGCGGAAGAAGCCAACUGCCGCGUUGAGAUUAGUUGGAACAGGCAGCACUCUCAGCGUGGAGUUCUCGAUGCCAUAUUCCAUCGAUACCAGCCAUGCAUGGGAAAGAACAGGAUAAUGUUCCAAUUCCCGACCGACCACGCAGAGCGGCCCCUUCACAGUCUGAGUAGCACACCGCUACGGCAACAGGUCUUGCAGAGAACCCAACAACAGCUCCAGGAGAUGCUUGAGGCCCAACUACCUGCUUACAUGAUUCCCCAGACAAUUACGUUCCUGGACGCGAUGCCAACCAACCAGAACGGCAAAGUGGACCGGAGCGCUCUCACACAGAGGACAGAAAUCCAGACAGUAGAAGGCCAAGAGUUUCAGAGAGAACUAACUAGAGCAGAACUAAAAAUUCAGGAGCUAAUGGCGCGCGUACUUCGCAUCAAUUCGAAUCGCAUUGGUCUGGAUGAUAGCUUUUUCCAGUUGGGUGGCGACUCAAUUGCGGCCAUGAAGCUGGUUGCUACAGCUCGCGAAGAGGACAUCCGACUGACUGUCGCAAAGAUCUUCCAGUACCCUAAACUCAUUCAACUGGCCGCUGUAGCCCAGGAGUAUGUUCACAUUCCAAGUGACAGUAUCGUUCCAUUUUCCCUGCUCAACCCCGAGGUUGAUGCAGUGCAGACACACCAAGAGGUGGCGGCCAGUUGCAACGUCGACAGGGGUUUUGUUGAGGAUAUCUACCCGUGUUCUCCCCUUCAGGAAGGCUUGAUGUUGCUGACGGCGAAGCGGCCGGGUGAUUACAUCAUGCAGACUGUGUUGGAGCUGCGGCCGGAUGUAGACGAAGCAGCUUUCCGACUUGCAUGGGAGAAGACAGUGGAGUCGUUGCAAAUAUUGCGAACGCGAAUCGUGAUACACAACACACUUGGUCUUUUGCAAGUUGUCAUAGCGGACAAGAUGAAGUGGGCAGAGGCAGACGAUCUGGCCAAUUACCUUGCUCAAGACAAGCUGUCAUCUAUGCAGCUUGGCGAGCCUCUUGCACGCUACGCCAUGGUACGAGACCCUCGUAGAGAAAAGAGGUGGUUCGUAUGGACGAUUCACCAUGCUAUAUACGAUGGUUGGGCGUUAAACCACAUUCUGAGCGCUGUGAAAACGGCAUACAAUGGCGCAGAACCAGAAAAGCAGUCUGGUUUCAACAACUUCAUCAAAUAUCUCAGCCAGAUGGAUCAAGACGCUCUUGCGGCGUACUGGCAGACUACACUCAGCGACUGUGAGGCGAAUGUCUUUCCACCACUUUUGUCUGGGGUGCAACAGCCAGUUGCCGAUGCAACAGCGGAAUAUCAAUGCCCGCCACUCCCCAAAAGAACUUCAAACACUACAAUCUCGACACUUGUCCGCGCAGCUUGGGCAAUUGUUGCCAGCGGCUACACCAGUUCAGACGAUGUUGUGUUUGGGGCGACAGUUACGGGUCGAAAUGCACCGGUCGCUGGUAUCGAGUCUCUGAUGGGGCCUGUCAUUGCAACAGUGCCGGUGCGGGUACGUUUGCAGAGAGACUUGACUGUACUGAAAUUUCUCGAGACAGUACAGAAACAAGGAACCGACAUGGUUCCGUUCGAGCAAACGGGUCUGCAGCGGAUUGCUAGGUUAGGGCCAGACACUGAACGCGCUUGUAGCUUUCAGACUCUACUAAUAGUUCAGCCUGCAGAGGAUGCAUUCCAAACAGAUGCCACGUUUGGAACAUGGGAAUUUGGCUCAGGACUGCAGGACUUCACGACGUAUGCACUGAUGGUGCAGUGUAAACUGGCUAAAGAGGGGGUCAAAAUCACGGCCAGCUUCGAUGCGAGGUUGAUUGAACAGUGGCAAGUCGAGAAGAUGCUGGCUCAACUAAGCUUCGUCAUGCAGCAGCUAGCACGAGGAGACUCCAGCACAAGGUGGAAUCACAGCCUACCACCCACUAUAGAGCGCUGUGUCCACGAUCUGUACAUGGACCAAGUAAAGUCCCAGCCCAAAGCGGAUGCAAUCUGCGCUUGGGAUGGUGGAAUGACAUACGAAGAGCUGGACGAACGAUCAUCACGGCUGGCACACCAUUUGGUUGGCCUUGGCGUCAGACCAGAGAGUAUAGUGCUUCUGUGCUUUGAGAAAUCAAAGUGGGUGGUCGUGGCUAUGCUGGCUGUGCUCAAAGCAGGGGGUGCCUUUGCGCCCCUAGAGCCAAAUCAUCCAGCAUCUCGCCAUCAAGAGAUCUUCGAGCAGACCAAGGCUAGGAUAGUGCUCACGUCAGCCCAAUACUCCAACCUC
Exserohilum turcica Et28A is the source of this 3789-nucleotide messenger RNA. RefSeq lists its product as uncharacterized. The transcript has 3 exons. The annotation marks the transcript as partial. NCBI's taxonomy places the organism in Eukaryota, Fungi, Ascomycota, Dothideomycetes, Pleosporales, Pleosporaceae. Gene Ontology annotation, molecular function: catalytic activity; phosphopantetheine binding. Gene Ontology annotation, biological process: secondary metabolite biosynthetic process; amino acid activation for nonribosomal peptide biosynthetic process. Gene Ontology annotation, cellular component: cytoplasm. The record is from RefSeq and is a predicted model, not a curated record.